CCCCAUCCCCAUCCUUGGAAACCUCUGGCAACUGGGUUUUCAGCUGCACCCGGAUUCACUGCUCCAGGGCACAGGGAGCCUGUGACGUGACACCCGCUGGGACGAAUGCCGGCUGUGGGAACCCGGGGUUUGGCUUGUCGGAUGAAUGGCGAGUGUUCUGAAAAGGUGCACCCGAGAUGAGUAUUGGGUGCGAGAAGCUGGCGCAGGCUCAUGGCAACGUGUUCACCGUGUGGGUGGGCCUGACGCCCGUGGUGGUGCUGAGCGGCUGCCGGGUGCUGAAGGAAGCCCUGGUCUCCAACUGGGAGCAGUUCUCAGGCCGGCCCCUCACCCCGCUCUUCCGGGACCUGUUUGGAGAAAGAGGGAUCAUCUGCAGCAACGGGCACGUGUGGCGGCAGCAGAGACGCUUCUGCCUGGCGACGCUUCGGGGGCUGGGCCUAGGCAAGCUGGCGCUGGAGCUGCAGCUGCGGGAAGAGGCAGCAGAGCUGGCUGGGGCCUUCCACCAGGAGCAGGGUAGACCCUUCGACCCCCAGGUAGCCAUUGUCAGGUCCACGGCCAGAGUCAUCGGGGCCCUCGUGUUCGGCUACCGCUUCCCCUUGGAGGAUCCCUUCUUCCAGGAAAUGAUUCAAGCUAUCGACUUUGGCCUGGCCUUUGUCAGCACCAUUUGGCGCCGGAUUACUGUGGGAGUGUGGCGAGUUUCCAGACGACAAGCAGUCCUGGGAUGGCUGUGUCAGAGGUCCCAGACCACGUGGGCACCCCCAGCACCACGCUCAGCUGCCCUGACUCAGGGCCAGCACCUGAGCAGCCCCUGGGCGGGGCCUCUUCCCCCACAGCUGUACGACCUGUUCCCCUGGGCCUUCUGCCACCUCCCAGGCCCCCACCCGAAGACGUUUAGGUACCAGAAGGCCGUGCGGGGCUAUAUCUGCCAGGAGAUCGGCAGACACAAACUCAGGACACCUGAGGCCCCCAGGGACUUCAUCAGCUGCUGCCUGGCCCAGAUCACUAAGGUGGGCCUGGAACUGCUGCAGAAGGGGGGCGGAGGGGAGGAGCAGCGGGGGCUAGCUUCCCGACCGCAUGUCCUUUCAAGGCCAUGGCCUCCGUCUCUCAUCCUGGCCUCCGUUUUUCAGCGCACGCUGAAGCAGCAGCCAUUUGGAUUUUUUAACGCCCUCUCUUUUCUCAGGCCAGUGCUGGCUCCUGCAGACAUGGGUAGGGUGGGAAGCAGGGGACCUGGCGGACGUCAGGGCAGUUCCUCCCUCAGCAGGCAGCACAGGUUUGGAACUCAUGCCCUCCUGACUCCCGAGGAGUUCUGGUCCCACACGUCUAGGGACAGGCAAGGCAACAGCCGGGGAGACACCAAGGCUCUGUGAGAGGAGAGCUUCCGGCCCAGAGCUGCUCUCCCCAGCAUCCGUCACCCGCCCACCAGGCCAUGGACCACCCUGUCUCCGCAUUCGGUGAAGAGAACCUGACCCAGGUCUUGCUGGACCUGCUUCUGGGAGGCGUCGACACCACAGCCACCACCCUGCGCUGGGCGCUCAUCUACACGGUCCAGCACGCAGACAUGCGGGGCAAGGGGGCCGUGGUUACACCCUGCUGACUGCCCGUGCCCAUCACACCUGCUGUGGGCUUCUGGGCUGAAGGCACCUGUCCCCAUCACUGUCUUUGGUCUGUGGCCCCUGGAGUGGGUCCUGCUACCACAACUGUGGUACAGGAAGUGUUCAUGGCUUUGAAUCAGAUGGAGGGAGUAAGAGGGUUGGGCCUUCUAUUCCCACCCUGUUACAUAGUGAGCGAUCCUGGGUAAGUAAUUGAAUCACUUAGAACCAGGGUGGAAUGUGGCAACAUUAUUUCACUCAUUCAGUAACGGUUCCGCAGCUACUAAAUGCCAGGCCCUGUGUUAAUGUCCGCUCAAGAUCACAGAGGAAGCAAAGGUGGCUAGAGUUCUCUCAGGGACACACUGACCAUGACCUAAGUUCAAAUCCUGGUUCCACCAGUUUUGUGAUCUUCAGCAAAGUACCUGUCCUGUUGCAGCCUCGGUGUUCCUGUCUGUAAAAUGGAGACAACAGUUCCUACCCCGUAGGACUCUUUGUAUAUAGAACACCCGGCACAUAGUGGGUAUUCAAAUCUGGGUCCUUCCUCUUCCCUCAAGUCUGCCCUGGAGAAGCAAAUCCUGCAAAAUCCUGUUCAUAAGCUCUGCCUCAGAGAGGGCCUGCCACUGUGGGAUGAGCGGAGGCUGCGUGGGGUGGCGCCACCUAGGGGCCAUGAGCCCCCGUGGCUGCCUCUGGGUGGAGACCAGGACAGUGGCGUGUGGUGGGGAGGCUGGGCUGCAGCCUCUCCCCAGCCUCACAUGGAGCCGCCCGCAGAGAGGGUGCAGCGGGAACUGGACACCGUGCUGGGUACUCCCCUGCCGUCCACUAUGAGGACCGCAAGCGACUGCCCUACACUCACGCAGUCCUUCACGAGGUACAGCGCCUCUGCAGCAUCGUGACCGUGGGCGCCGUGCGCCAGUGCAUGACCUCCACCCGUGUGCACGGCUACUCUGUGCCCAAGGUAGGUGGCCCCAAGUGUGACCUCGUGCCUGAUCCAGCGCCUGCAGAAAGCACCCUUCGCUGGGCAUCCUGCCCAGCACAGCCACCUGCUUCAGCUUCUGCCUGUCUGCUAGCUCUCGGUCAAUCAUCCAUCCAUCCAUCCAUCCAUCCAUCCAUCCAUCCAUCCAUCUCCUUCUAUGGCAUUCUGGACAGAGGGUUAUGAUUGUGAAAGAAUAUACUCAUUUAGGAAUAUUUUUAAAUGUUCCAUAUUGUUCAGAAGUAACCCUUGCAGACAUUUUAAUGCACCUCUUUCCAAUCUUUUUUGUCCACAUAUAUUUUACACAGCUGUGAUUAUGCUGAACGUAUAACUCUGAAUCCUUCAUUUCAGUUAACUUACCAUUCUGAUUCUUCUACAUUACUGGUUCUCAAACUUCCAGUUGCAUCAGAAUCACCUGCAGGGCUUGCUAAAAUGGACAUUGGUGGGUGCCAUUCCCAGAGUAUUGGGGGUGAGGCCUGAGAAUUUGCCUUUCUAACAGGUUCUCAAGUGGUGUUGAUGCUUUGGGUUCUGGGACCACAUUCUAAAAACCACUGUUCCACAUCACUCUUUAAAAAAAAAAAAUUAUUUAUUUAUUUAUUUGGCUGCACUGGAUCUUAGUUGCAACACGCAGAUCUUCAUUGCCCUGUGAGGGAUCUUUAGAUGCGGCAUUCGGGAAUCUUUUAGUUGCCACAUGCAGGCUCUUAGUUGUGACAUGCAGGAUCUAGUUCCCUGACCAGGGAUCGAACCUGGGCCCCCUGUACUGGGAGCUAGGAGUCUUAACCACUGGACCACCAAGGAAGUCCCCCACAUCACUCUUAAUGGCUGCAUAAUGUUCCCCCAAGUGGAUGUUUCGUAGUUCUUAACCUUAUUGGUGAAUAUAGGCUAUUUGCAAUUUAUGUGCCUUAGGCUUGGUCUGCAUUUUGUGUUAUGUCCUUAGAACCAAUUUCUAGUAGAAAUGCCUGUCUCGUUUCUUUCAUCUUAUAACUAGGUUAAGAGAACAAGUACUGACUAAAGAGAGAUAGAGGAAUAAAUUUAAAUCAAACUAUUCAGGUCAAGAACAACUGUAUAUGUACAUAAAACUCGAAUCUGAGCUUCCUUGGAGUCAAGGCAAAAAAGGAAAUCCCAAUUAGCUAUGACUCUGAUUCUGUAAUAAAAGGAAGCAUGCCCAUAUCAGGAACACUUUGGCUUAUCACCCUCCAAGAAAUUAUUGUGAAGAUUAUCAUUGGUAAUACCUUUUUGAGGGCCAGUGGACAAUGUAUUGGGUGGUGCCUUAAGUAGGAGUUUUAAACAAUACAGAAAUAUUCUUCCUAAUGGUAGCUUCUCAUUAUCUCAAACAUAUUUAUUUAUUUAUUUAUUGGCUGUGUUGGGUCUUCAUUGCUACACAAGGGCUUUCUCUAGUUGCGGAGAGAGGUAGCUACUCUUCGUUGCAGUGCGUGGGCUUCUCACUGUGGUGGCUUCUCUUAUUGUGGAGCACAGGCUUAGUUGCUCUGAGGCAUGUGGGAUCUUCUUGGACCAGGGAUUGAACCCACGUCCCCUGCAUUGGCAGGCGGAUUCUUAACCACUGCGCCACCAGGGAAGUCCCCUGGAACCCCUUUUAAACAAUGAAAGUUUAACGUGAACACAUUUCUGCAUGGAGUCAAAAAAAUAGUUUGUAGCUCUCUGGUAAUCCAGCUUGAGACAGGUUUCUGGGCCAGCUUCUGAUACGAACUGGAUGAUAACAUAAUAAUUCCUGCUCUCUGCCAACCCUUAACUGAGUGCUAAGAGCUUUGUGCCCACUACAGCAUUCAGUCAUCACAAUGACUGACUGCCAUGCAGAUCCUAGACAGAAGAUGUUUAUUGAAUUAGUUGUCUCUCUCUCGCUAUGUAAUAAAUCACCCCAAAACUUAGGAACUUACAACAGUAUUUCUGUGGGUCAGGGAUCUGACUUUCUGUGCGUCAGGGAUCUAGGUGCAGCUUAUCUGGAUACCUCUGAUUCAAGGUCUCUCAUGAUGUUACAAUGAAGCUGUUGGCUGGGGCUGCCGUCUCAUCUGAAGAUUCCAUGGGGAGCGUCCACUGUAAAUGCACUUGCAGUGCUAUCUUCAGGAUUCAGUUGCUCUUGGGCUGUUAGCUGGAGGCCACCCUCAGUUCCUCGACACUGGGCCUCUCCAGAGGGCAGCUGAAAAUAGAGCCGCUGACCUCCAUUACAGAGAGCAAGUGAGAAGACAGAAGCUAUAGUCUUUCUGUAACCUAAUCUCAGACGUGAUAUCUGAUCACUUUUGCCAUAUUCUGUUUGCUAAAAGUGAGUCGCUAGAGCUAGCCCACCCUCAAGGGGAGAGGAUUUCAGGGGGAGUGAAUGCCAGGCAUCAAGAAUCAUUUUGGGAGCAGGGUGUCAUUUUAAAGGAAAGGUAGCACAGUUGUAUAGGUGGCAAGGUUGCCAUUUUAAUGACGAUGAAACAGAGUCACUCAUCUUGGUGCCCUGUGCAUGAACGUGAUGGCCAGAACCCCAAGACUUUCCUCAGAAAGGGACUUCAGCUCAGCACUGAUGCUCCAGCCUGUCCUUGGUGGAAGCCUCCGUGAUACAAGGUGAUACACCAUGAAAACAAUGGGUGAGAAGUCAUGGGGGCCCAAUUUUCUUCAUCAUGAGAAUCUUUGUUCAACUCUUACAGGCCAUAGUUCAGGGCAGACUUGACUGCAAGGGCCUGCCAUAAUGUGAUUAUUAAAUUCUUAUUAAUUUCAUCAGACUUGAGGUUCCUGCCUCCAUGCAUUUUUUUUCUUCAUUAAUAUUCCUGCCAAUUUGAUUCCAGGGGUUGUGCUGUGAUAAGAGCUCCAGGGAACCAUUAACAGCCUGGAAUCAAUAUCAAGCUUUUCCAACUUGGGCACGAGAUGUCUUCUGAAAGCAGAACCAAAACUUGACAGUAGAUCGUUAAACGUUACAGAUAUUCCUAAACUGUUCUUAACCAUUCUAUCAGUCAAAUGACAGCGACAACAGCAAUGGUCUCUAAUACAGAGGUGGCACUUCGAGCCUGUCUCUCCUCAGACAUCCUGUUUGAUUAUAAACUCCAAGCUGCCAUUUACUGGGAAGAAGUUGGGCUAGAGUCCCCAGGAAGUACCCAGCAGGCAGAUGGUUCUGUAAUUUGGAGGUGAGGAUGCUUGCCCUUGUUGUAUACUGGAUAGGCUACGGUCUGAGCCUGUCCCGCAAAUUAAGAUCAGUCAGUCGCUUUGCAAGGAGUCCAGAACAUCACCCAGAACAGGAUAUAAAU
Hippopotamus amphibius kiboko is the source of this 5795-nucleotide messenger RNA. RefSeq names its product cytochrome P450 2J5-like. The record is from RefSeq and is a predicted model, not a curated record. NCBI's taxonomy places the organism in Eukaryota, Metazoa, Chordata, Mammalia, Artiodactyla, Hippopotamidae. Gene Ontology annotation, biological process: arachidonate metabolic process; xenobiotic metabolic process. Gene Ontology annotation, molecular function: iron ion binding; oxidoreductase activity, acting on paired donors, with incorporation or reduction of molecular oxygen, reduced flavin or flavoprotein as one donor, and incorporation of one atom of oxygen; heme binding. The coding region runs from base 177 to 1364 and encodes 395 amino acids. The transcript is spliced from 6 exons. Gene Ontology annotation, cellular component: cytoplasm; intracellular membrane-bounded organelle.